AUGAUACGCGAUGAUGCGAAGACGGAUUUUGUGGAAUACAGAAAAAAUAGGGACAUUGAUAAGGUAGCAUUAGCUGCACCCUCAAAAAUCAAAUCUACCAAAAGCAAUGUAUGUAAUAAGACACGAAAAAUGGCCGUAAAGAGGUGCGACUGCCAGGGUAUGACCCAUGAGAUUGUGGCAAAUUGUAUAAAAUGUGGAAAACUAUACUGCUCAUCCAAUCAUGAGCUUACCAACUGCGAUUUCUGUAACGGAUUUGUUGCAGAUCCACGAAGCUCUGGUUACGAGGCGUGGUUUGAACAACAAAUGCAGUGUCCAGAUUUUUUUAAGGCAAUAAAACAAAGGGAUAGGAUGAUCGAACAUGAAAGUUAG
Messenger RNA from Babesia microti strain RI, 369 nucleotides. Its product is annotated as conserved Plasmodium protein, unknown function. The record is from RefSeq and is a predicted model, not a curated record. The coding region runs from base 1 to 369 and encodes 122 amino acids. Gene Ontology annotation, biological process: regulation of DNA-templated transcription. Gene Ontology annotation, molecular function: zinc ion binding. NCBI's taxonomy places the organism in Eukaryota, Apicomplexa, Aconoidasida, Piroplasmida, Babesiidae. Gene Ontology annotation, cellular component: nucleus. The transcript is spliced from 2 exons.